UGUUUAUAAGCCGGAUUCGAAGACAAGGAGUCAGUUCUUUUGAUGUUUCACACCCAUAUGCCUAAAUUCACUUCCAUCCUCUUCUCCACUCUCAAACUCCCACCCUCAACCCUCCUCCUCCGCCCACCAACCCACUCCUCCUUCUCUCGCCUCUUCAGCCGCCCUAAACAACCACACCGCAACACCAAGGUCAAUUUCUCCUUAUCCGAUUCCGAAUCCGAACCCGAAUCAACACCACCACCUUCCAACAAAACAAACCCACCGCCUCCUUACAAUCCCUUUAACAAAACCCCCGUGAUCACCGAACCCGAUGACCCAACAAACCUUCAGGAAGUCUUCCACAAGAUACGCACAGAUGGGCUCAACAAUAGUGCAGUUAAGAUGUUCGACGCAUUGUCUAAAGACGGUCUCACUCAUGAGGCGCUUGAACUUUUUUCCCAGAUUAAAGAUAAAGGUUAUAUGCCCGAUGUGGUGGCUCAUACGGCUGUGAUUGAAGCGUAUGCAUCUGCAGGUAAAGCGAAAGAGGCGCUGAAGGUGUAUAUGCGGAUGUUGGGUUCGGGUGUGUUGCCGAAUGCGUAUACUUACACGGUGUUGAUCAAGUCGCUUGCGGGAUCUGGUGAUGGGAAGUUGGUGGCGGAAGCGAACAAGUGCUUUGUGGAGAUGAUGGGGAAGAACAUUAGACCCAAUCCAGGGACAUGUUUGGCGGUUUUCGAGGGGCUUGUGAAGGGAGGGAAGGAGGAAGAAGGGAGAGAACUGGUGGUGAAGAUGAAAGCUCUUGGUUUUGCUCCAGAUCAGGAGGGGUUGAGAGAGUUGCUGAAGAACAAAAGAGGUCAGGUUUUUCGGUCUGUAAUGAACAUUCUCUUUGCUGAAUGAAACUAAGAAAUCUGUACUUGUUGGAGUGAUUGUCAUUUGGGUUUGCAUUUUACAGUGUUGUUCAUGAGUUCAUGAUCUUGAUUGGCUUUGUUGGUAGUUUUGAGCUGUAAGUUGGUUGGAUCAAGAUAUAUUGUCAUCAUAAUGUUGACAGACUGAA
Messenger RNA from Helianthus annuus (common sunflower), 1030 nucleotides. RefSeq names its product pentatricopeptide repeat-containing protein At4g38150. The coding region runs from base 43 to 873 and encodes 276 amino acids. The record is from RefSeq and is a predicted model, not a curated record. The transcript has 2 exons. NCBI's taxonomy places the organism in Eukaryota, Viridiplantae, Streptophyta, Magnoliopsida, Asterales, Asteraceae. Gene Ontology annotation, molecular function: protein binding.